Molecule: messenger RNA, 2173 nt
Organism: Cadophora gregata
Lineage: Eukaryota; Fungi; Ascomycota; Leotiomycetes; Helotiales; Ploettnerulaceae
Exons: 3
Coding region: 890-1966 (358 amino acids)
Source: RefSeq, a predicted model, not a curated record
UAUCACAGUAAAAUGAACCUUUGUCGAAGGAUGAAAUAGGGCAUCACGUCACUGUAUCGUGAUUGAGGUUCAAUGACUGGUCGCCAAUCAAUAUCUGCUAAUUCAGCCUAUAUGCAGGAACAAGCGCCAUCCUCGACAAGCUCGGUACCCCUCGCCGAAAAGCUUAUUUACCCCACCUCAAACGCUCAUGGAUAAAUUAUUCUUCCACUCCACUUCCAAGAUAUUUUUUCACUCAUUCCGGACAGAUCUGCCAGCUGGCAACCGAAUGUCCGGUCGACCAUGCGAGCAUGAGUAUUCAUGCCUUCGGAACACUACUUGCAUCAAGAGCAGAUUGCUGCUUCCGUCAAAGACCGAUGUAGAUCAUUAUGACGGACAAAAGGAUACCACCCGGAGUUUGGAUAGAUUGGGAAUAGAGUUUCGUACCUGCGUCGAGGAUAACAGGCUGAGAUGUUCCGGAACUGGUAGUUCCUAAUUGCACCCAGUCCUCUUUCAUAGUACUGGCACGGGAUUUAUAGUCCAGCGGGGUAGGAUUGGGAAUGUAUAUAAAGCUGCGUGGCUCCAGAAUCCGGAUCAUUUCAAACGUCUUGCUUGCUGAUUUCUGUGUCAUUGGUUAACUUUGCACAUGAUGUUGUUUAAGCAACUCUUUUAUUUUGCUGUUCUUACUGUUCAUGUUGAGCGGUCGAAGGCCUCGAUUCAUAGGAGACAUGAUAGCAAUCAUUGGGUCGACACUUGGGUUAGCAUGCCGCAGCUCACCGAGCCUGCAAAUUUGCCUCCCGCGCCAUUCGUAAGUUAUCUAGACCUAUAUUAAAUGUCACCGAUGCCUGCUGAACCACCAUAGAACCAAACGGGAGCAGUUUUCGUGAACUCAACAAUUCGCCAAACACUACACAUGUCCAUUGGCGGUCCCUCCAUUCGAAUCCGUAUCUCGAACGCUUUCGGCGUAAGCGACCUCCCCAUUACAGCCGUGACCGUCGCUCUCCCUUUCAAUGGCUCUGCAGGUGUUGCAGCCAUUCAACCAAAUACCUUGAAAGCUGUCACCUUUUCGGGCAGAACCAAUUACACGAUUCCCAAUGGAGCCUUGGUCGUCUCAGAUCCGAUUGAUUUCAAGGUCGAGCCGCAGACCAUGUUAACCGUAACGAUAUAUCUGGCGGAUGGACAAAGGAGCUCUGCGAAUGCGAUUACGUCUCAUCCAGGAAGUCGCAUAGUCAGCUGGAUGAGUACUGGGAAUCAGGUUUCGGCGACGGAUAUCACGGAUUCCAGCUCGGCUAAUGUAGCUCAUUGGUAUUUUGUGAGUGCUGUUGAAGUAUAUGUGCCGAAGAGCACGCGUGCAUUUGUGAUUGUUGGUGACAGCAUCACAGAUGGCCGCGGAAGUGACAACAAUCAGAAUAAUCGUUGGCCUGACUUGGUCCUCCGAAAAAUGCAGACUCGCCACUCGACUUCAGACAUUGCGGUGCUCAACCAAGCCGCAGGUGGGAACCGAAUCUUAUACGACGGUCUUGGUCCGAAUGCCCUCUCCCGAAUCGAUCGGGAUGUUCUCUCCCACUCCGGAAUCGAAUACGCCAUGAUAUUCGAAGGCGUAAAUGAUAUCGGAACAGGUGCCACAGACGCCGCAGCACAAAAAGCUAUCGGGGAUCGACUCAUCGCAGCGUUCAUUCAGAUCGCUAUUCGCAUCAAGACAUUCGACAUUCCUGUCUUCGCCGCAACGAUUACUCCGUUCAGCGCUCCAGGCUAUAACGUCACGGUACAAGGGUACAGUGACCCAGAGAGGGAGAAGACGAGACAGAGGGUUAAUGAGUGGAUUCGGAAGAGCAGAACCUUUGAUGAGGUGUUAGAUUUUGAUGAGUGGUUGAGGAACGAGACGUAUCCGAGUCAGUUGGCCGAUGCAUUACAAGGUGGUGAUUAUUUGCAUCCGAAUGGGAAGGGGUAUGCGAGAAUUGCGGAGUUAUUCCCUCUUGAUAUCUUUUGAGAUAUGGGGGAGGACACAUAUACAAUACCGAUGAGAAACAUUGUGUAGAAGUCUUAACAACGCUCUCAUACCGUAUGGCAUUGUUCUAUUCGAGAAAAAUGGGGCACUGACCAACCAAAGAAAGUCAUGUUCGAAAACCUCGAAAACCUGCAAUGCUAUCAUUCAUUUCCCCACUGAAUUAUUUGUUUACUUCUCUGCAGAAGCCUA